CAAAAAUAAAAGAAGCCAAGAACUGAAAAUGGCUCCGGGAAGAAUAUGCAGCAGAGACAGCUUGAUCUUGACGGCGAUGGUGUUAACCGAGUUUUCCAACGUCGGAGUAAACACUCUGGUCAAAUCAGUGACUUCCAAAGGACUUAGCCCAUUUGUGGUUCUCGUCUACUCUUACACUUUUGGAUCUCUUCUUCUUCUUCCUCUUGCCUUCUUCUCCUUCAGAUCAAGAUCUCUUCCUCCGUUGACUUCUUCAAUACUUUGCAAAAUGGGACUUCUUGGUCUAGUUACGAGUGCAUUCCAAAUUGCAGGGUACAAUGGAAUAAAAUACAGCUCGCCUACUUUAUCGUCGGCAAUGAGCAAUGUCAAUCCUGCGUUUACCUUCAUCCUCGCCGUUAUUUUCCGAAUGGAGAAAAUAUCUAUAAGAAAAGAGAGUAGUGUAGCCAAAGUGUUGGGAACAAUAGUGUCUAUAAUUGGUGCACUUGUGGUUACUCUCUACCACGGUCCAAUGCUUAUGUCUUCACAUUCCGAUUGGGUGAUUGGAGGUGGCCUUCUUGCUCUCCAAUACAUCCUUGUCUCCAUAUCUUACCUUGUUAUGGCACACACAAUGAGUCGAUAUCCAUCUGCGGUCGUUGUAACGCUCGUGCACAAUGUUUUCAUCCUUGUUGUGUGUGCAUUCGUUAGUCUUUUGGUAGAGAAAGAUGACUCGAAGGCAUGGAUCAUUAGAUUUGACAUAACCUUGACUAGCGUUGUAGCAACGGGGGUUUUGAAUUCGGGAUACUAUAUUAUACAUACGUGGGCCGUGAGUCACAAGGGACCGGUGUAUUUGUCAAUGUUCAAACCGUUAUCUAUAUUGAUCGCAGCCGCAUCAACCACCAUUUUCCUCAGCGAGUCGAUCUACCUUGGACUUUUGAUAGGAGGAAUAUUGAUAUCAGUAGGAUUUUACAUGGUCUUGUGGGGGAAAGCCAAGGAAGACAAAGUGGACAUAUUAGUAACCGCCAUAGAGUCGUCUCCUUCACAUAAAGCCCCUCUCUUGGGUAACUAAAAGCUAAUAACUAUAUGUAUUCUUUAUACAAACAGAGAUUAUUAUUUUUAACUAAAACAACAAAGCAUACUCCUACUAUCUCCAUUUUUCUAUCUUCUUCUUUCCUUAGAUAUUGCAUUCGAUUAGUCCUGUAAAAUAAGAAUAUGUAUACAAAAAAAUAUUGACCAUUUGGUUUGGU
Molecule: messenger RNA, 1220 nt
Organism: Eutrema salsugineum
Lineage: Eukaryota; Viridiplantae; Streptophyta; Magnoliopsida; Brassicales; Brassicaceae
Product: WAT1-related protein At5g40210
Exons: 7
Coding region: 29-1042 (337 amino acids)
Cellular component (GO): plasma membrane
Molecular function (GO): transmembrane transporter activity
Source: RefSeq, a predicted model, not a curated record